Molecule: messenger RNA, 489 nt
Organism: Cylicostephanus goldi
Lineage: Eukaryota; Metazoa; Nematoda; Chromadorea; Rhabditida; Strongylidae
Source: the annotation of a GenBank genome assembly
GAAAUCCACUCCAUUGUCGAUGAUCUUUCUGUACGACUUGGAGGUGUUGGCGAAGAAUGGCUUACGAAUAGCGAAUCAUCUCCGAAGUACUUCGAAUUUACCCCGAUUGAAAUGCAUGCUAUCACUGAGAGACUUCGGCUUCCAGAGCCAACAGCUCCAGGUGAGUGGGGAAAUGAGGGGCUUCGACUUCCGGAGCCGACAGCUCCAGACCCUCGAAUGGUAGCCGAUCUCGGUAACACGAUUGAUUUUCUCCAUCGAGUCCGUGCUUUGAAAAUACGCGGAUCGAAAGGUUAUGUUGGUACUUCGAAUAUUGUUUGGAAUUCACUGUCGUAUAGUCUUCAUUUCUGCAAAAACCUUUUGGCUUUAUGGAUUUCGGACUCUGACGUAUCCAGAGUAUGCGGCUUAGGAUCUGUGAGACAAACGUUGCGCCGGCUCGUCAUCCAUUAUUCUAUGAAUAAUCUCAAGGUUAGUGAGCUAGAUCCGAUUUAG